Molecule: messenger RNA, 1170 nt
Organism: Chenopodium quinoa (quinoa)
Lineage: Eukaryota; Viridiplantae; Streptophyta; Magnoliopsida; Caryophyllales; Amaranthaceae
Exons: 1
Coding region: 1-1170 (389 amino acids)
Molecular function (GO): nucleic acid binding; zinc ion binding
Source: RefSeq, a predicted model, not a curated record
AUGCUCUCUGAAAUGCUCUCUGCGAAACCCAUCCUUGUGAGGGAAACCCCUUCUCAAGGUUCCUCCCAAAAGGAAAACGACCAAGGUUCCUCCCAAGAGGAAAAUGACCAAUUUGCUCGCUCCACUAAAAAAUACAAACGCAAGAUCACCCAUCUCAUAUUCAAUAGAGAUUCACCUCAACCUCAACAGCCUGUUCAUCCAAUCAAUCAGUCUAAGCAGCCUAAUUCAAUGUCAUAUAGGGAUAUGGUGAGACAAGACCAGAUGCAGGGGAACCUUCUCCAUCAAUCUGAUACCCUUAAUGAUGAUGAUGAUGAUUAUUCUGAUGAUGAUGAAGCACCUGAGGGGGUGAUAGACGAUCCUCGAUGCCCGGUCAUUCUACUCACUAAGGAGGAGAAAAUGAGAAUUAGGAAGCCCUGGAAACACACACUCAUCAUCAAGAUGUUUAAUAGAAAAAUUGGCUAUAUGGCUUUGAUGAAGAGAUUGAAGAAAAAAUGGGAACUCAAAGGUGGUUUGAUACUAACGGAUAUUGGAUAUGAUUAUUUUAUAGCCAGAUUUUCUAUUGUAGAUGAUUAUAAUCAUGUGUUAACACAAGGGCCUUGGAUGCUUGAUGAUAACUAUCUCACUAUUAGGAAAUGGGUUCCAAAUUUCAUUCCUGAUGAUGCGCCUUUAAGGUUUCUGACUGCUUGGGUGCGUAUCCCCAACCUCUCUGUGGAAUACUUUGACAAAGAAUUUCUUCUCAAGGUUGGUAAUAAAAUUGGGAAGGUUGUUAGGAUUGACAACAACACAGCUAUGGCUCAAAGAAGUCAAUUCACAAGGCUAAGUAUAGAAUUGGAUCUCUCUAAACCGCUUCUUUCUAAAUUCUGGCUUAAAGGAAAGGUAUUGAGAGUGCAAUAUGAAGGUCUGAGAUUGAUAUGCUUCAACUGUGGCAAAAUUGGUCACCAAUCUGAUAAGUGUCCUGCUGUCUGUGACAAAGAGUUAAAUGGUGAAGCUGAGAUGGAUUUUAAUCCUACUAAUAUCCCACUUGCUCCAAGAAUUGAAGAAGAAUAUUAUGGUUCCUGGAUGAUAGUGAAAAAACCACCACCAAGGAAGCGGAAUCUGAGGCCGGAAAAAACAGCAGGACGGGCUCAAGCAACCCCAGCAGCCCGUCAAAUUAAACCCAGGCCCAGCUAA